This is a messenger RNA of Eptesicus fuscus (big brown bat), 3540 nucleotides long. It is a transcript of the gene NCAPG2, whose product is annotated as non-SMC condensin II complex subunit G2. Bases 71 to 3493 code for a protein of 1140 amino acids. Lineage: Eukaryota; Metazoa; Chordata; Mammalia; Chiroptera; Vespertilionidae. Gene Ontology annotation, cellular component: condensin complex; nucleus. The transcript is spliced from 28 exons. The record is from RefSeq and is a predicted model, not a curated record. Gene Ontology annotation, biological process: mitotic sister chromatid segregation.
UCUGUUCCGAGCGCGGGAAACGGCGGUUCCGAGGACGAGGUUACAGAGUAAAUGCGCCGUUUCAUCUGUCAUGGAAAAACGUGAAAUAUUUGUUCAAGCUGUGUCUAAGGAGCUGAUUGGAGAAUUUUUGCAGUUCAUUCAACUUGAUGAAGAUGCUUCUGACCCUUUCAGCCUAAAUGAAUUACUGGAUGAAUUAUCAAGGAAACAGAAAGAAGAGCUCUGGCUGAGGCUCAAGAAGCUGUUAACAGAUGUGCUGCUAGAAAGCCCCGUGGAGGGGUGGGCGGCCCUGGAAGCCCAGGGGGAAGGCAAUAUGGAAACAGACCACCGUUCAAAAAUGAAAAAAACUCUAGAAAUAACCCAGGCAAUUACAUCUGUGAUUCUUGCUUCUGUGUCUGUAAUAAAUGAGAGUGAGAACUAUGAGGCCUUACUGGAGUGUGCUGUUAUAUUGAAUGGUGUUCUGUAUGCGCUGCCUGAGUCGGAACGGAAGCUGCAGAGCUCCAUCCAGGGCCUGUGUGUGACAUGGUGGGAGAAGGGCCUGCCUGCCAAGGAGGACAUGGGGAAGACCGCUUUCACCUUGCUGCUCAGGAGGAGCCUCCAGACGAAGACUGGUGCAGACAUAAGUCGGCUUUGGCAUGUGCAUCAAGCUUUGUAUUGCUUUGAUUAUGAUUUGGAGGAAAGUAGAGAAAUUAAAAAUAUGCUACUUGAGUGCUUCAUAAGUGUUAAUUAUAUCAAAAAAGAAGAGGGAAGAAGAUUUCUUAGUUCUCUCUUCAGUUGGAAUACAAAUUUUAUUAAAAUGAUCCAUGGAACCAUUAAAAACCAGUUACAGGGAUUACAGAAGUCCUUGAUGGUACACAUUGCAGAAGUUUAUUUCAGAGCUUGGAGAAAGGCUUCCGGGAAAAUAUUGGAGACCAUCGAAAGUGACUGCAUCCAGGACUUCAUGUACCACGGGAUUCACCUCCCGCGGAGGUCUCCGGUGCACUCCAGAGUGCGCGAGGUGCUGAGUUACUUUCACCAUCAGAAGAGAGUUCGGCAAGGCGUGGAGGAGAUGCUCUACCGACUGUACAAGCCCAUCCUCUGGAGAGGCCUGAAGGCCAGGAACUCGGAAGUUCGCUCCAAUGCUGCACUGCUGUUCGUUGAAGCAUUUCCUAUUAGGGAUCCAAACUUCAAUGCUAUUGAGAUGGACAGUGAAAUUCAGAAGCAGUUUGAAGAGCUCUAUAGCCUUUUAGAAGAUCCAUAUCCAAUGGUCCGUUCCGCAGGGAUCCUUGGUGUUUGUAAGAUAACUUCCAGAUACUGGGAGAUGAUGCCUCCGACAAUUCUCAUUGACCUCCUCAAGAAAGUGACCGGGGACCUGGCGUUCGAUGCAAGCUCAGCCGAUGUGCGUUGCUCUGUCUUUAAGUGUCUACCGAUAAUUUUGGAUAACAAAUUAAGCCACCCGUUAUUAGAGCAGCUUUUGCCAGCACUAAAGUACAGUCUCCAUGACAAUUCAGAGAAAGUGAGAGUGGCUUUUGUGGAAAUGCUGUUGAAAGUUAAAGCCGUAAGGGCUGCCAAGUUUUGGAAGAUAUGCCCCAUGGAGCAUAUUUUGGUUCGUCUGGAAUCAGAUUCCAGGCCUGUGUGUCGGCGCCUGGUGAGCCUCAUCUUUAACUCUUUCCUGCCCGUGAACCUCCCGGAGGAGGUGUGGUGUGAGCGCUGCGUCACGCUGCUGCAGAUGAACCACGCUGCUGCCAGGAGGUUCUACCAGUACGCCCACGAGCACACCGCCUGCACCAACAUAGCAAAGCUGAUUCACGUGAUUCGCCAUUGCUUAAACGCCUGCAUCCGGAAGGCAAUGCGCGAGUACCAGGAGGAGGACGAGGAGCGGGAGAAGGAGAACGUGAGUGUUCUGGAUAAAACCCUGUCCGUCAGCGAUGCUGCAUCCAUGGCAGGUUUGCUAGAAAUCAUCGUGAUUCUCUGGAAAAGCAUUCACAGAAGUAUGGAGAAGAACAAAGAGGCCAGACUCUACACCAUCGACAAGUUUGCCUCUGUGCUCCCCGAGUACCUGAAGGUGUUGCAGGAUGACCGCUGCAAGACCCCUCUCUUCAUGCUGAUGUCCUUCCUGCCGCCUUCCUCCGUGUCGGCCUUCAGCUGCAGCGUGAUUUCCACACUGAGAAACCGGGAGCAGGGCGCUGCGGACAGGAGCUACUGCACGCUGCUGGACUGUCUCUGCGCCUGGGGACGCGUCGGGCACGUUCUGGAACUCGUCUGCGACUGGCUGCCAGAGGAGUCCCCCCAGGGAAAGGCUAACUCGGCAUCUAAGCGGAAGGUUCAAAUCCAUGACCCACGCCCCUUGAAGCCUGAGUUGGCGUUGGUUUACAUAGAGUACUUGCUGACCCACCCGAAGAACCGAGAGUGCCUGCUCUCUGCGCCCCGGAAGAAACUAAGCCACCUUUUGAAAGCACUUGAAAUGUCCAAGGUGGAUCUGGAAUCAAUUCUGCAGCCGCCUGGUGGGAAAGCUGAGUACUUCAGUGAAACGGCUGCCCUUCGAGCCUUCAGCCUGCACUGUCGGCUGAGCAUCCACCUUCAGCACAAGUUCUGCACAGAAGGAAAAGUUUACCUGUCCACUUUGGAAGACACUGGGUUUUGGUUAGAAAGCAAGGUUUUAUCUUUUAUUCACGAUCAAGAGGAAGACUAUCUGAAACGCCAUCGGCUUAUUUAUCAGCAGAUUAUCCAGACCUACCUGACUGUGGGCAAAGAUGUGGUGAUGGUCGGCCUUGGCGAUGGCAAGUUUCAGAUACAGCUUUUACAUUGGAGUCUCAGGAUCAUGCACACAGUGAAGGGAUUCUUCUAUGUUUCAUUACUUCUUGGCAUUCUAAAAGAGGUAACUGAGAGUUCCUUAAAGCAGAAAGCAGAUUCAGACGAAGAAGUUGCAACGCUGUUUGACAUGGUCCAGAAAGUCUUUCAGAAAAUGUUGGAGUGUAUGGCUUGGAGCUUUAAGAAGAAACCGGAAGAAGGCCUGCGGCUCCUGCACUCUGUUCAGACGCCUCUGCAUGAGUUUAUAACCACAGUGCAGUCCUGGCACGUGGGCACGCCCGUUCACCGCGGCGUGCUUUCCACGCUGAUGGCAGCCUCUGUCGUCGAGAUAAGUCACCAGCUGCGAAAGGUUUCUGAUGUAGAAGAGCUUUCUCCCCCAGAGUAUCUUUCAGACCUGCCCCCAUUUUCAAGGUGUUUAAUAGGAAUAAUCAUAAAAUCUCCAAAUGUGGUCAGGUCAUUUUUAGAUGAGUUAAAGGUGUGUGUUACUUCUGACGAUAUUGAAGGAAUUGUGUGUCUCACGGCUGUUAUGCAUAUUAUUUUGGUUAUCAAUAAAGGUAAGCAUAAAAGCUCCAAAGUGAAGGAUGUUGCAGCUGCCGUUCACAGGAAACUGCAGACAUUCAUGGAGAUCACUUUGGAAGAGGACAGCAGGGAAAGAUUUCUCUACGAAUCAUCAUCAAGAACUUUGGGAGCAUUUUUGAAUUCAUAACUGAGCCAUCAUCUUUGGUUAUAUAAAAAUAGAGAAAAGGGACUUAU